AUGGAUGAGGAGCAGAUGGAGAAGGUAUUAGGACCGCAGUUUUCAGCCAAGGUUAUCGCCUCAAUUAUCUCUCUCUGUGUCUGCAAGUUUAUAGCUCUAACUCCCUCCCUCCAGGCGUUGUAUCCGGGUCCAGAUGAGGGCUGGCAGGUGUACAGCUCGGCAUCGGACCCUGAUGGGAAGUGUGUGUGUACAGUGGUUGCUCCCGCUCAGAACCUCUGCAAACGAGACCCCCGCAGCCGUCAGCUACGCCUACUCACAGAACAGGUGCAGAACGUGAGUCAGUCUAUGGAGGUGAUGGAUCUGAGUACGUCUAGAGACCUGCAGUACGUCAGAGAUACUGAACCACUACUGAGAGGAGUAGACGGACACAUACACACCUACACCACCAACCCACGCAGACUCACUAAGAAGGGCCUGCAGGAGUUGAAGGGUCAGAUGUCUCAGCUGCGCCCCCUGUUGUCGGUGAUUGACCAGUACAGGUUAGACCUCCAGACCCUGGCCGUGCUCCGAGCGGAGGUCCUUAACCUGUCGAUCAUCCUGACAGCCAUUCAGGAGGAGGUGGGGGCCUACGACUAUGAAGAACUACAACAGAGAGUGCUACUGCUGGAGACGAGGCUGCACGCCUGUAUGAACAAACUGGGCUGUGGGCGAUUAACAGGGGUGAGCAUCCCUAUCACUGUUAGAGCGUCGGGCUCCCGCUUCGGAUGCUGGAUGACUGAUGCCAUGAUACCCAGCUCCGACAGCAGGGUGUGGUCUAUGGAUGGUUACUAUAAGGGGAGGCGUGUAUUAGAGUACAGGACCAUGGGAGACUUCACUAGAGGACAGAAUUUUGUUCAGCACCUCUUACCUCACCCCUGGGCCGGGACAGGUCAUGUUGUCUACAACGGAUCACUGUACUACAACAAACACCAGAGCAACAUACUGGUGCAGUACCACUUCCGAUCCCGUAACGUGGUGCUCCAGAGGAGUCUGAGUGGAGCAGGUUACAACAACACCUUCCCCUACAGCUGGGGGGGGUCUUCUGACAUAGACCUUAUGGCUGAUGAGACCGGUUUCUGGGCAGUCUACACCUCCAUACCUAACGCUGGGAAUAUACUGGUCAGUCGGUUGGAUCCUCGUUCUCUCGACAUUCUCCAGAGUUGGGACACAGGGUUUCCUAAACGCAGUGCAGGGGAGACCUUCAUGAUAUGUGGUACCCUGUACGUCACCAACUCCCAUCUGGCCGGAGCGAAGGUCCACUUUGCUUACCACACCAACUCCUCCAGCUAUGAGUACACAGACAUCCCCUUCCACAACCAGUACUCUCACAUCUCCAUGAUGGACUACAACCCCAGAGAGAGGGCCCUCUACACAUGGAACAAUGGACAUCAGGUCAUCUAUAAUGUGACCCUGUUUCAUGUUAUACAGAGCCAAGGAUAGAGGAGGAGAGGAGGGGAGGAGGGAAAGGAGAGAGACUGACAGACUAUAUCUCUAUACAGAGAGAAGAGA
This is a messenger RNA of Oncorhynchus gorbuscha (pink salmon), 1488 nucleotides long. RefSeq names its product noelin-2-like. Gene Ontology annotation, biological process: signal transduction. The record is from RefSeq and is a predicted model, not a curated record. Lineage: Eukaryota; Metazoa; Chordata; Actinopteri; Salmoniformes; Salmonidae. The transcript has 8 exons. The coding region runs from base 1 to 1419 and encodes 472 amino acids.